This is a messenger RNA of Parascedosporium putredinis, 1056 nucleotides long. Lineage: Eukaryota; Fungi; Ascomycota; Sordariomycetes; Microascales; Microascaceae. The record is from the annotation of a GenBank genome assembly.
AUGAAAGCAUACAAACUCGUUCAAUGGGGCCAGCCAGGGGAGUAUGUGCAGGUUCCGAAGCCCAAGCCCGGCCCCAUGGACGUCUUGAUCCGGGUCAAGGCAUCAGGCCUCUGCCGCUCCGACCUGGACAUGAUGGACACGCAGCCAGGCCAACCACCCUACGCCACCGCCAUCAAGCCUGGUUACAUCUUGGGCCACGAGACCGCCGGCUACGUCGAGGAACUCGGUGAGCUGAUCACCGACCUGAAGAAGGGCGAGGCCGUGAUCCUUCACCACCUGCGGGUGUGCGGGUUCUGUGAGUACUGCAUCGCCGGGGUCGAGCAGAACUGCGAGUUUUACCGUGUGGGCGACAUAGGGGAGACGCGAGGAUGCGGUAUUGACGGUGGGUUGGCCGAGUUCAUCGUCGCGCCUCGGUCGCAGAUGAUCUCUCUCGGAACUUGCGACCCCGUCAUCUACGCCCCAUUAGCGGAUGCCGGAAUCACGGCCUAUUCAGGCUGCCAGCAGUUCGUAUCUAGACUGCGGCCCGGCAUGUCGGCGGUUGUUAUUGGCGUCGGUGGUCUAGGAUCCUUUGCCGUCCAGUUCCUCAAAAUCCUCUCGGGUGCGCAAGUCAUCGCGGUCGAUAACUCCGAGGACCGGCUUAAAAUCGCAACCGAUGUGGGCGCGGAUGCUACCGUGCUCUCCGGCGACGGCGCCGUGGACAAAGUAAAGGAAAUCACAAAUGGUCGCAUGGUGGACGCCGUCAUCGAUUUUGUCGGCAUCGACCAGACCCUCCUCUUGGCAACCAAGAUCCUGCGGCCGCAGGGCCAUAUUUCCGUCGUUGGGAUGGACGGCGGCUCGGUACGGCUGGGGUGGAACUACAUGCCUACCAACGCGACGUUUUCCCUGUCGUUCGCUAGCACGCGCGCUCACUUGCGCGAGGUGUGCAAGUUGGCCAUGGACGGCAAGCUCAAGAUUGACGUUGACAGGUUCAGUUUUGACCAGAUCCCGGAGGCGUACGAUAGAUUGAGGAAUGGCAAGCUCAAGGGUCGCGCAGUGGUGGUGAUGGAUGACGCGUAG